AUGGCUGCUGCUCUCUCUCAGCUCUCCGCUUGCGUCACUCGCAUCCUCUCCCUCACCGGCUUCCCCAAGGAGCUCAAAACGAGGGACAUCCAAGCCGCCUUCUCCGAAUGGGAUACCGUCAGCGGCGGUUUCAAGAUCAAGUGGAUUAACGAUACUAGUCUCCUGAUUGUCUUUAAUGACGCUACCGUCGCCAAGCGGGCAUAUCUCCACGCGCUCGCCUUCCCUCCUUCCAUCUUCACCUCCCCCAACACCUCGACCACCGCGACCAUCAAGCCCUACGACGGGCCCGAUGCCCAGGAAGUGAUCCAGUCGGUGAACAGCCGCACGCACAACAACGCUCGGGGCCACGCCGCCCGCGCCUCCGUCUCGCACGCCCGCGGCGUGUCCGUGAGCCACUCCUACAACCGCACCGCGAACAACUCGGGCGCGGCGAGCACGACGAUCCAGACGAACGGCCUGCUCGACCAGACCGGCGCCCCCGUUAGCGCCCGGGACCGAGACCAGCCGUCGCCGACGCUGCCCAGCCUGCCGUCGCACCCGACGCUCAACGCGCUCAUCUCGUCCUCCCUCUCCACCGACGUCUCCCCGAUCGACCCCACCGCGGCGGACCCGGCGGUGCUCGCGGCGCAGCCGGAGCACGGCGCGCCGCGCAUCGGGGACCCGGGCAAGAGGAUGCUCGGCGCGGCGCUGGGCGUGCGGCACCCAGGGCUGGGCCCGCGGGUCAUCAACGGCGCAGCGAACCCGGAGGUGCAGCGGCCCAUGGCGGGCAUGGUCGGCAGCGAGUGA
Messenger RNA from Epithele typhae, 786 nucleotides. RefSeq lists its product as uncharacterized. The transcript is spliced from 2 exons. Gene Ontology annotation, molecular function: mRNA binding; RNA 7-methylguanosine cap binding. The record is from RefSeq and is a predicted model, not a curated record. Bases 1 to 786 code for a protein of 261 amino acids. Lineage: Eukaryota; Fungi; Basidiomycota; Agaricomycetes; Polyporales; Epitheliaceae.